GUCAAAAUGUAAGGGUUUGACAUUUGUAGGUUAUGUGAGGGGGAAAUGUCACAAUUUUUGAAAAGAAAAAUGUUGAACGACUACGACGCAAACAAUGAAAAUUACAAGACCAUAUCCAUUUUGUCACAAUGUUGUCAAGGUAUUGGAACAGUGCAUUUAGCUAAGCAUUUAUCCAGUGGCCAAAUGGUUGCAAUCAAGAAAUUUAACAUGGAUAAAGCAAAGGAUGAAAUUAAUUUAAUUGAGCAAGAGAUCAUUUUGACUAGACAACUGAAACAUCUUAAUAUAAUCAAAUACCACAUUGCCUUUGUUAGUGGGCCAGAGGUUUGUGUCAUUAGUCCACUCAUGGGAUAUGGGUCUUGUCGAGAUUUAAUAAACACACAUUUUAAUGAUGGAUUGCCCGAGAAUGCAAUUGCACUCAUUACAAGGAGCGUUUUAGAUGCCCUAGACUACAUACAUAAACGAGGGAUAAUUCACAGAGCAAUUAGAGCUAGUCAUAUAUUGAUCUCAGCAAGUGGCCUUACUUGUUUAUCAGGGUUUAGGUACUCUUGUCCAAUUGUGAAUAAUGGAAGGUGGCAAAAGCAGAUCCACUCAUUUCCAGCAAGCACAGCAAGAAAUUUGAAUUGGCUCAGUCCGGAAGUUUUAGAACAAAAUUUAGAAGGAUACAAUGAAAGAUCUGACAUUUACAGUUUUGGUAUGCUUAUAUGUGAAUUGGCAAAUGGAUCUGAACCAUACUCAAAUACAUCAUCUACAUUAAUGCUAACAGAGAAAGUAAGAGGUUGUAUACCACCUUUACUUGAUUGCACAACUCUACCAGAUGAAAGUGAAAUGCAUGGAGAUUCUGGAUUGAAAUUGUCUUACCAUCGGCAGGCUCGUCGUCAAUUUAGUGAUUAUUUGCACGAACUUAGUAUGCUGUGCUUACAGCGGAAUCCUUAUGAAAGACCUACAACGAAUUAUUUGCUAACCCAUCCGUUCUAUAAAUUGAGUCGACGUACUUUACAACUAUGCGAAUUACUUAAACCUGCUCUACCUUUAAGCGAUAAAGUCGCUUACAACAAUGAUGAAAUGGAAUGUUUCGAGAGUCUGCAGAAAAUUACCGACAUUGAUUUGUAUUCCUGUGACUGGGAUUUUUAAGAAAAAUGUGAUAAGUCAGUUCAUUACUUUCAUUACUAUAUGUUCCCUCCGAAUUUAUUAAAGAUAUAUAAGUUCGCUGGAAAAAUGGAAAUUCACACUUGUGUUUUCGUUUAUUCGUAUUUGCCACAUUCUAAGCAUUGCAGAAUAAACGACUUUUAUUUA
Messenger RNA from Nicrophorus vespilloides, 1293 nucleotides. It is a transcript of the gene Stlk, whose product is annotated as STE20-related kinase adapter protein alpha. Gene Ontology annotation, biological process: protein phosphorylation. The transcript has 8 exons. The record is from RefSeq and is a predicted model, not a curated record. NCBI's taxonomy places the organism in Eukaryota, Metazoa, Arthropoda, Insecta, Coleoptera, Silphidae. The coding region runs from base 46 to 1131 and encodes 361 amino acids. Gene Ontology annotation, molecular function: protein kinase activity; protein serine/threonine kinase activator activity; ATP binding.